AAUUCCAUUGAAUCAUUCCAAUGUCGUUCAGUAACUAUAGAAAAUCAUUUAAAAUGUCGAAAUUAUUGAAUGGGUUUCAUAAUGGCAACGUUGCCAUUGCGCCGGAAUUGGUUGAAUCUCAACCGCAAAUUGUGAAAAAUGUUUUGAAAACCCGCAGACCAAGUGGAAAGUUUUGGAUACUUUCCAUGAUUAUUGAACGCAGCCGUCCCAAAGGCAAUCAUGAAUUAGAAGACGCUGAAACGUCUUUGGAAACCCCACUGCAGUAUGAACAACAACCUUUGGAGGAACAAGUUUGUCUCUUGCGUGACAGUCCAUUUAGAAUAUUAAGGGCAGCUGAAGCUGGAAAUCUAGACGAUUUCAAACGUUUAUAUCAAGCCGAUAAUACACGUUUAUCUCUACAAGAUGGCAAAGGACGUACGGCUGCACAUCAGGCGGCAGCCCGUAACCGGGUUAAUAUUUUACGUUAUAUGAGAGAUCAAAAUUGUGAUUUCAAUAUCAGGGAUAAUGCUGGCAAUACACCGUUACACAUGGCCGUUGAGUGUGAUUCAUAUGAGGCCUUGGACUUUUUACUAUCAGUACCCGUUGACACCAGCAUACUCAAUGAAAAGAAACAGGCUCCCGUACACUUAGCUACCGAACUGAACAAAGUCAAAUCGUUAAGAGUGAUGGGCAAAUAUCGUAAUAACAUUGACAUACAACAGGGAGGAGAACAUGGACGUACCGCCUUACAUUUGGCCGCCAUAUAUGAUCACGAGGAGUGUGCCAGAAUCUUGAUAACUGAAUUUGGUGCAUGUCCUCGUAAACCCUGCAACAAUGGCUAUUAUCCCAUACAUGAGGCGGCCAAAAAUGCCAGCUCAAAAACUAUGGAAGUCUUUUUUCAGUGGGGAGAACAGCGCAACUGUACACGCGAAGAAAUGAUCUCAUUUUAUGAUUCGGAGGGUAAUGUUCCCUUACAUUCAGCCGUUCAUGGUGGCGAUAUUAAAGCGGUGGAAUUGUGUCUUAAAUCUGGAGCAAAAAUCUCUAAGCAACAGCAUGAUUUAUCAACACCCGUACAUCUGGCAUGUGCACAGGGUGCCAUAGAAAUUGUCAAACUUAUGUUUGCCAUGCAACCUCAGGAAAAGAAAAUCUGCCUAAGCUGUACGGAUGUUCAAAAAAUGACUCCCCUACACUGUGCCUCCAUGUUCGAUCAUCCCGAUAUAGUGGAAUUUCUGGUCAAGGAGGGGGCCGACAUUAAUGCCUUAGACAAGGAACAUCGAUCACCACUACUGUUGGCAGCUUCUCGCUCCGGCUGGAAAACCGUACAUUUACUUAUACGUCUAGGCGCCAAUAUAAGCAUUAAAGAUGGCUGUUCGCGCAACGUUUUACAUUUGGUCAUAAUGAAUGGUGGUCGUUUGCAGGAGUUUGCCGAAGAAGUCAGCAAGACACAGUCCAAGGAACAAUUGGAACAGCUACUCAAUGAGAAGGAUAAUACCGGCUGCUCACCGUUGCACUAUGCCAGCCGUGAUGGUCAUAUACGUUCAUUGGAGAAUCUUAUACAACUGGGCGCCUGUAUUAAUUUGAAAAAUAACAAUAACGAAAGUCCAUUACAUUUUGCCGCACGUUAUGGCCGCUAUAAUACGGUGAAACAAUUGUUGGACUCGGAAAAGGGUUCUUUCAUAAUCAACGAAAGUGAUGGUGAAGGUUUGACACCAUUGCAUAUAGCCUCUCAGCAGGGUCAUACUAGAGUGGUGCAGUUACUCUUGAAUCGUGGUGCUCUAUUGCAUCGUGAUCACAAUGGUAGAAAUCCUUUGCAGUUGGCCGCCAUGUCAGGCUAUACGGAGACCAUCGAAUUGUUGCAUUCAGUGCAUUCACAUUUGUUGGAUCAAGUCGAUAAGGAUGGGAACACCGCCCUACAUUUGGCCACCAUGGAAAAUAAACCACAUGCGAUAUCUGUCUUACUAUCCAUGGACUGUAAAUUAGUAUAUAAUCGCAUGGAUCUUAGUGCAAUUGAUUAUGCCAUUUACUAUAAAUAUCCUGAAGCUGCUUUAGCCAUGGUAACACACGAGGAAAGAGCUAAUGAAGUCAUGGCGUUGAAAUCCGACAAACAUCCUUGUGUGACAUUGGCCUUGAUUGCCUCAAUGCCAAAGGUUUUUGAAGCGGUUCAGGAUAAAUGUAUUACAAAGGCGAAUUGUAAAAAAGAUUCAAAAAGUUUUUAUAUAAAAUAUUCAUUUUAUCCACUACAACUAUCGCCCGAACAACUUGAAGCGAAACGCGAACAAAACAAUGAUCCAACAUGGCGGGAACCACCAUUGGCUGUGGUUAAUACAAUGGUUAAUCAUGGUCGUGUUGAAUUAUUGGCUCAUCCUUUAAGUCAGAAAUACUUGCAAAUGAAAUGGAAUUCGUAUGGAAAAUAUUUUCACUUGGCAAAUCUUUUAAUCUAUUCAAUAUUCCUGUUAUUUGUAACCAUCUACUCGUCGCUUAUGAUGAAUGGCAUCAAGGUGCAGAAUCGUACGAAGAGUGAAGCUAUAAAUUUUAUUUUGUAUCGUUUUAAAUUUAGUUCCGAUUUUAUUGACUGUACUUUAAGCUCUAAUAUACGUUUCUUAAACUACAGUGAGAGCAAUAAUUGUUACGAGCGUAUUGAACAGUCUACGGCCAUUGUGGUUUGCGCAGUGGCCAUUAUUGUUUAUAUUACCCUGACUUCAUUGCGCGAAUUGAUCCAAAUGUAUCAGCAGCGUUUGCAUUAUAUUUUGGAAAUUGUUAAUUUAAUUUCUUGGAUUUUAUACAUAUCAACUUUAAUAAUGGUUAUACCGGUGUUUAAGGCAGACGGUGGCAUUACGAAUGUUCACUAUUCGGCAGCAUCCAUAUCGGUGUUUUUAUCAUGGUUUCGUUUGUUGUUAUUUUUGCAGAGAUUUGAUCAGGUUGGAAUUUACGUGGUCAUGUUUUUGGAAAUUCUACAAACAUUGAUCAAAGUGCUGCUAGUAUUCUCAAUACUGAUAAUUGCAUUUGGUUUGGCAUUUUAUAUACUCCUAUCAAAGAUCUUAGAUCCCCAACCAAAUCACUUGAGCUUUUCAAAUAUACCCAUGUCUUUGUUGAGGACCUUCUCAAUGAUGUUGGGUGAAUUGGAUUUUGUGGGUACUUAUGUCAAUACAUACUAUAAUAAUCAAUUGAAGGUUCCCAUAACAUCAUUCUUAAUAUUAAGUGUCUUUAUGAUUUUAAUGCCGAUUUUGCUCAUGAAUCUACUCAUCGGUUUGGCGGUUGGUGAUAUUGAAUCUGUACGGCGUAAUGCCCAGUUAAAAAGAUUGGCCAUGCAGGUGGUUUUACAUACUGAAUUGGAAAGAAAAUUACCCCAAAUGUGGUUGCAAAAAAUUGAUAAAAUGGAAUUGAUUGAGUAUCCCAAUGAAACCAAGUGCAAAUUGGGCUUCUUUGAUUUUAUAUUAAGAAAAUGGUUUUCAAAUCCCUUUACCGAGGAUACCUCCAUGGAUGUUUUGCAGUUCGAGAAUAACGAUGACUUCAUCAACACCGAAUUGGAGAAGCACAAACGUAAAUUGCGCGACAUUAAUCGCAUUUUGGAACAACAGCAUCAAUUACUACGUUUAAUUGUGCAAAAAAUGGAAAUUAAAACCGAAGCCGAUGAUGUGGAUGAGGGUGUAUCGCCCAAUGAUCUACGCAACAGUGGCAGCGGUAGUGGCUCUUCAAGCGGCUCACGUUGGACCUCACCACGCAUACGCAACAAGUUGCGAGCGGCCUUAAGUUUUAAUAAGGGCAUUUAGGAGAUAAGGAAGCGGCGGCUAAAUACUGCUAUUAUUAUUUAGUUAUAAAGAUGGAAAGUUUAAAACUCGAUAUCUGCUGCAAACUAUAAAACAAAAACA
This is a messenger RNA of Calliphora vicina (urban bluebottle blowfly), 3848 nucleotides long. RefSeq names its product Transient receptor potential cation channel A1 (gene TrpA1). Gene Ontology annotation, molecular function: monoatomic ion channel activity; protein binding. The record is from RefSeq and is a predicted model, not a curated record. The transcript has 17 exons. Bases 21 to 3749 code for a protein of 1242 amino acids. Lineage: Eukaryota; Metazoa; Arthropoda; Insecta; Diptera; Calliphoridae. Gene Ontology annotation, biological process: monoatomic ion transport; transmembrane transport. Gene Ontology annotation, cellular component: membrane.